AUGGUGCAAGUGAAGAACCCAGCAGGCCUGUGCGUGGAUGUGUCUGCAGCCAGCCACGAAGCCCCCGAUGUGGCAUGCACCCCGAAGACCCCCACAAGCUCGGUCCUGAGGAAUGCGAAUGGCAGGCCCAGCAUCACUCCACGAGACACCAAGUCCUCUCGCCUGCGCAAGUCCCUGGGCUCGGCUGGGUCCCCCCCCUCGGUGACAUCGGGGUUCCCCCGCUCUCGCAGCCACACCCCGGAAGUCAACUCCAGCGGCCUCGCCUUCGAGAUGACCAGGCUACGGGACGAGGCGCGCGCAAAACAGAAGGAGGCGGACGCGCUCUCGGCGGAACUGACGACCGUAAAUGGGGCCGUCGCGACGAAGGACCGCGCCCUCAAGGCCGCCUCUGGAACCAUCGAGGCUCUGACUCAGCGCGCUCUUACCGCCGAAGCCAACCUGGCAGCCAAGGCCAAGGAGCUGUCGGAUGGCUCGGGCUUCUCGGAGGCGAUAGCCGCACUGGAGAGCGAGCUGCGCUCGGUGCGAGCUGCCAACCAAGCUUUGACCGACGACAACAAGGGCUGCUACGCUCAGAUCCGCGCCAAGGACAAGGAGCUGGAUUCGGCCGCAGUGCAGGUGGAACAUGCCAAGGCGGUCGCCGUCGAGAACAAGGAGCUGCAGAACAGCAUCCUGGACCUGAGCCGGCGGCUGCAGGAGGCGGCCGACGAGCGCGCCACCCUAACAGCCGUGGCCAGACAGCGAGAGGCAGAAGUCGCGCGCGCGCAGGCGGAAGCUGCCGAGAAGGCGGAGGAAGCCGCCGAGAAGGCGCGCCAGCUGGCGGCGACCAACACGCAGCUCAAGGUGUGGGGUUUUCUCACCUGCUCCAGCAAAACAAAGAGCAAAACAAAGGAGACGGCGUCGGAGGAGCGCGGCGCUGAGCUGGCGGGCGAGCUGGCGUUACUAAACGAUGAGCUAACCCGCGUGCGCGCCGUGGCGGCCCGCGCGACGGUGCGAGAGAUCGCCGGAGGCGGCAAGGACGAGGGCGUCGUGCCGGUCAAGAUGCACCUGGAAGAGGUGCGGUACCUGCAGGGCGAGAAUGAUCGGCUGAAGGAAAAGUUGGCACACGCCGAGAGGAGCGCCGUAGCAGCAUCCGCCCAGAAGGAGAGGCUGCACAAGAAGCUGGACGCAGUGACCGCCAAGACAAGCCCACGCAAGCCGACAAUCAUUGCCGGACUUUCUGAGGUGACCGCGCUCAAAGAAUCUCUCGCCGCCCGCGAAGCCGAAGCAUGCGCUUUGCGCGAACAGGUGGAGAAGGCAGGACCAAGAGUGGCAGCCGCGCGCGCGAGCUGCAAGAAGUACGAGCGCGAAAUCGCGGCGCUCACAGUACAGCUGACCGCUGCCGGGCUGCAGCCACUGACGUCGCCGGCCGCCGCCAGGUCAGCGCUGACUCACUUUUGA
This is a messenger RNA of Coccomyxa subellipsoidea C-169, 1437 nucleotides long. RefSeq lists its product as hypothetical. The record is from RefSeq and is a predicted model, not a curated record. Gene Ontology annotation, biological process: cytoskeleton organization. The coding region runs from base 1 to 1437 and encodes 478 amino acids. Gene Ontology annotation, molecular function: microtubule binding. The transcript is spliced from 12 exons. NCBI's taxonomy places the organism in Eukaryota, Viridiplantae, Chlorophyta, Trebouxiophyceae, Coccomyxaceae.